CUAGAGGGUCUCAGCUCUCUCAGACGAGAACCACAGCUCUGGGCCUCGGCAGUAUGAAUGCACUUACCCUCUGUAACCAUAACCAUAAUAUUUGUAUCAAUAGCCACCAUCAUUUCUCAGCGUCGGCGAAGCGCAAUUGGCCCAAAUUGUUUUCAAUUCAUCCCAGAAACCUUCGUACAAGUACUAGGCCUUCGUCUCUGGUAAUCGAGACGGUGGAAGGCCAAGUUGCCGCUGAUUCUGAGCAAACUCCUUCAUCUGUUGCUCGUCGUCUCAUUCUGCUUCGUCAUGCCAAGAGUUCCUGGGAAGACCCCUCGCUGAAAGAUCAUGAUCGACCCCUGAAUGCAAAAGGACAAGCCGAUGCUGUCGAAAUCUCUCACAAGCUUCAACAGUUGGGCUGGAUUCCUCAGCUUAUUUUAUCCAGCAAUGCAGUGCGAACCAGGGAGACUCUUACCAUAAUGCAGCAACAAGUGAGGGGCUUCUUGGAAGCUGAGGUCCAUUACUUUUCCAGCUUUUAUUCCAUUGCGGCCAUGGAUGGGCAGACUGCUGAGCACCUUCAACAUAUUAUCUGUAACUAUUCAAGGGAUGACAUACUCACCGUCAUGUGUAUGGGACAUAAUAGGGGUUGGGAGGAGGCAGCAUCAAUGUUGACAGGUGCCUCCAUAGAACUGAAGACUUGCAACGCUGCUUUGCUUGAAGCUACCGGGAAAUCUUGGGAUGAGGCAUUUGCUCUGGCAGGACUAGGGGGGUGGAAACUGCAGGGCAUUGUGAAACCAAGUUAGCCUAUAAAAGCCACAACUUUUAAGUUUUAACACAUUCAUACUAGUAGAAACUUUGCAAGGUGGGCAGGAGCCGGGAAGCACAGUUGCCAUCUGAUACAGCAUAGGAAGUUACCCACGGUUGCUUUUCAGUGGCCGAAGUUGCAUCUUCUUUAAUUGUUACACUUGUUAGAGAUAAAAGUUUUGCAUUUGCACUGAUAGGUAAAUGUAGGUCUCUUAUUGUUCAAUUUAAGGGAUAUACGUGAGAUUCCUCUAUGCAAUCUCAUUUCAACGA
Molecule: messenger RNA, 1050 nt
Organism: Rosa rugosa (rugosa rose)
Lineage: Eukaryota; Viridiplantae; Streptophyta; Magnoliopsida; Rosales; Rosaceae
Exons: 6
Coding region: 54-779 (241 amino acids)
Source: RefSeq, a predicted model, not a curated record